GAGGGUAGUCGAGAGUCGCGAGGGGAGGCCGUAAAGCACCACCCUCAGCGCGACGGGAAAGGAAAGCGCGACUCCUAGAGGCGCGUUUUGCGGCAAAUAUCAGUCCUCCUGACAGCUUCUGAAGGGCUUGUUGACUGUGCUACAGCGACAGCCGAACCCGACUUCCUUUUGAGAGAGGAGAAGGCGGCUUUUAUCGAAGGGCUAUUGGGACAUGUAGUCCUCAAAAGGAAUUGGCGCUACUGGUAAGAUGAAAACUUAACUUGGAUGUGCAAGUUUGCAGCAAAUCAACUUGGUUCCUGAUUUUUCAUUUGAGAAACACAUCAAAAGCAGUGAUACUUCCUGAAUUGGCAGGGCUGUCUAUUGCAUACCACCCUAACAAGUACUGUCAAGAGAUAGAACCCAGUGGCAUUAGAUCAUAAAUAGUCAACAGGAAGGAGUCUUUAUGAUUUAAAAGAUACGGUUACGUGGAAGGUAAACUGCCUCGCCUAUUUAAGCUGGAAGGGAGGGGCCACAGAUUGCAAAAGUGCAGGUUUCACUGUGCCAGGUACUUCCUGCUGUAUACCACACCUGUUUUAUCACCGACGCUCAAUGAAAUCCUGAAGUGAAAGCCAGCAUGUUACCUGGAAACAGCAGAAUCCCCUCAAAUGCGGAUGGUACAUGCUGCCCUUCAAAGCUCACCAAUGUUAAGACUGUGUGUUUUCACCUGUUUCCUGGCAGUAAGAGCAGACGUAGGGCAAGAAUGCCCUAAAUUUACUUCUUUAGGUUUUCCUGAUGCCAUCCUUGGUACAAAUCUGAAAGUGCAACUACUCCUGUAUACAAAAAGAAAUCCGAACUGUGCUGAGACCUUUGGUGACCACAAUAACCACAAUCUAACAGUAUCUACAUAUCUAAAUGUGACCAAGAAAACGAUAAUUAUUAUCCAUGGCUACAGGCCCACAGGAUCUCCACCAGUGUGGAUUGAUAAAAUUAAAGAUCUUCUGCUUGAAAUAGAAGAUGCCAACAUCCUAAUAGUGGAUUGGAAUCGGGGUGCCACAACAUUAAAUUAUCCCAGUGCUGUUUCAAAUGCCAAGAAAUUGGUAGAUAUCCUGAAGAACCUGCUCGAACAAAUGUUGGAAAAUGGAGCAACUCUUGAGUCUUUUUAUAUGAUUGGAGUAAGCCUUGGUGCUCAUGUAGCAGGACUUCUUGGAAAGGCAUAUGGUGGCAAAAUCGGAAGAAUUACAGGUCUUGAUCCUGCAGGACCUUUAUUUACUGGAAAGUCAUCCCAUGAGAGGUUGGAUUACACUGAUGCCCAGUUUGUUGAUGUCAUUCAUACUGAUAUUGAUGCUUUGGGCUACAGGAAACCUUUGGGAAACAUAGAUUUCUAUCCAAAUGGAGGAACAGAUCAGCCUGGAUGUCCAGCAUCACUCCUCGGGGGAGUUUCUCAAUAUUUCAAGUGCGAUCAUCAAAGAUCUGUUUAUUUAUACAUGGCAUCCUUGGAAGAGAACUGUAAUGUAACUGCAUAUCCUUGUGAUUCGUAUGAAGAUUAUAGAAAUGGAAAAUGUGUGAGCUGUAAAGCUUUUCAUCCACUUCCAUGCCCAGUACCUGGUUAUUAUGCUGAUAAAUGGAAGAACCACUUAAUUGAAAAGAGCCCUCCUGUGACAACAGCAUACUUUGACACUUCAGACAAAGAGCCAUUCUGUAUAUACCACUACUUUGUGAAUAUUGUUAUCUGGAACAAAAACAGUAGAAGUGGUUUCAUAAAGAUCAAAAUAACAGAUAAUGCAGGGAACACAACAGAAUCGAAAAUUUAUAGUGAUGCAGCUGCAUUUCACCAAUACAAACAUGCCAAGAUACUUGCUGGAUUCUCCCCAGAUUUUGACAACAUAGCAAAAAUUUCUUUGACAUUCUCAACCAGGAAUGUAGUGGGCCCAAAGUACAAGCUUAGAGUCCUAGAAAUGAGAUUAAAAUCGCUUUCAGUUUCUCAGAGGAUUCAGCUAUGUAGAUAUGAUUUCACACUGCUGGAAAAUAUUGAAACAAGCUUCAGACCCAUUCCAUGCCUUGACAUCAUGGACUGAAACAAUUUAUUUUAAAUAAUACUUUCUCAAGGACAUUGUAUGCAUCAAGUUAAAGUUGACACAUAAAGUUCACUUGACUCUCUUUAAGAAUGCUAAAAUUUCAAAAAUUAUUGCUAACUUUGAGAACUAUGGAAUUAAAUUUUGCAAGUAAUUCUGCUGUUCCCAGUGUAUUAGAUGCAUGUAUCUGUAGUCCAUUUCUAAUUAACAAAGAAGAGAGUCAAUGUGGUGAAUCAUCUUUUUGUUGACUUUGUAGUCUUCCAAGCAAUGAUACUACAUUCAAUUGAAUUUAACAGUAAUUACAGACUGAUCUCUUUAUGUAGGUCCAGAACUCAUAGAAACAUACUUUUUCUCAUUAACUUUGGAAAGAUAUUCAUUUAAUGUGGAUUUCAAUUGUCAGCGUAGUAUACCAAUGUCCUUUUCAGGUAUUUGCCUGAGACGCACAGGGGCAAAUGUAGUUACAGAGCCGUCUUCUAUCUAUUGAGCUAAGCACACUAGGAACUAACUCCUGGUUGCUCAGGGAUAUCUGGGGAUCGGUUUAAAUGCCAUCUUCUCUCUGUUCUCAGUUUUAACCCUAUGUAUUUUCAGGUGAGCAUCUGAACAAAAUUCAGCUUGUUCAGGCCAUCCUUUGGAAGAGUUUAGAACAAAAUUAAAGAUUUUGAGAAAGUCAUGGUGCACAUUGAAGGCUAUUGGAUGAAGUUGAUAGUCUGUGUUGUUUGAGCCAAAUGUUGCUUUAACUGGAUAAGGAAGCGAAAUAUAUUUCUCUGUUCAGACGUUUGGUUAUCUAAAACAUGCAGAUUAUUCUCACUAACUAAAGAUUAAGACAUCUGAAAGUUAUGUUCCCUUCCCAACCAUUUAUCAGUUGACUUGACUGCUUACACAACAGGACAUGUUCAUACGUUCUGGAUAGCCACAUUGUGCAUUUGAUACCCAUUGAUGCCAAAUGAAGCUUAUGCAAUUUGCAGGAAAAUAGUAAUGGCAGAUAGAACAUAAGUGCAUAGAAUUAUAUUUGUGGAGAAAGUGGGUGAGAAGAUGGUUUCCGCCUUUUCUCAAAAUGCUAUAACACAGUAAGUCAUUGAAAUUCAAUGAAGAGAGACUAAAAAAACAUAAAAAUGAUCACAUUGUUAAAAAACUUGUCAAAACGGAAUUGGAUGAAUACUUGGUUGAUAUGACCACAAGUCAUGGUAGAUACAUAUUUCUUCCCGUACCUGGAAAGAUUGUUUCUCUAUAUCAUAAAUGAAUAUCAGUCAGUGGGUAGAGUUGCACUUAACAUCCUCCUGUGAACAUCUGGUUCGGACUGCAUGAAAAAGCUGUAGUAGAUUGGCCUGUGGUUUAAUCUGCCAUAUGGCUUUUCUUAUGUUUUGGCAUUUCUUUCCUUAUGUUUAUUCAAGAAUGUCUAUGAAAUUCACUGGGAUCUAUUUCUUUACAGGUAUGCUUACCAGUAUGUCCUUGUCUGCCUUUAUUAACAUCUUGGGCUGUGAAUAUUAUUAUUUUUAUAUACAUUUAAUAAAUAUUUGUUUAUUGAAA
Messenger RNA from Anolis sagrei ordinatus, 3578 nucleotides. Lineage: Eukaryota; Metazoa; Chordata; Lepidosauria; Squamata; Anolidae. The record is from RefSeq and is a predicted model, not a curated record.